AUGAGUGACAGCAGUGACAGUGAAUCGUCGUCCACUCCACCUAAAAAAGUACCUAAAAAGGGAGGAAGGACUGCAAAAAAAAAAGUUCAAGAAAUUGAACUUAAGCGCACAAAAGUUACAGCUGUAGUAAAAAAUGCAAUUGGCGAGGGUCAUAAAGCAGACUUAGCGAAGAAAUUGACGACCAACAAGUUUUCUGCGCUUACUGAUGAAACUACUGACGUAUCAACAAUUAAGACAGCUUGUGUGGUUGUUCGCUAUUUUGACAAUGAUGCUCAAAAAAUCUGCAGCGUGUUCUGGGAACUGUAUAAGAUUUUUAAAGAGACGGGCACAGAUGACGUUCCUACAGCGAACGCUGAAAAUAUAUACAAAGCGCUGAUGGAUUCAUUUAAUAUCCGUAACAUCCCACUAACAAAUAUGAUUGGUUUUGGAUCUGAUGGAUGCAAUGUUAUGAUGGGCGACAGAGAUUCAGUCAAAACUGGUUUAUUGCGAGAUUUACCAGGGUAA
This is a messenger RNA of Chilo suppressalis (striped riceborer), 504 nucleotides long. The record is from the annotation of a GenBank genome assembly. NCBI's taxonomy places the organism in Eukaryota, Metazoa, Arthropoda, Insecta, Lepidoptera, Crambidae.